This is a messenger RNA of Esox lucius (northern pike), 910 nucleotides long. It is a transcript of the gene cd79b, whose product is annotated as CD79b molecule, immunoglobulin-associated beta. Gene Ontology annotation, biological process: B cell receptor signaling pathway; B cell differentiation. The record is from RefSeq and is a predicted model, not a curated record. Gene Ontology annotation, cellular component: B cell receptor complex; external side of plasma membrane. Lineage: Eukaryota; Metazoa; Chordata; Actinopteri; Esociformes; Esocidae. The coding region runs from base 96 to 728 and encodes 210 amino acids. The transcript has 5 exons.
UACAAAAGCUGUUGUCAAGAUUCUGCAUAGAUUAUUUUGGGGACGGUUGUCUAUUUGCUUUUUAAUAUCUACCACGUCUACCACGUUUAUCUAUCAUGUUUACCACCAUGUACUGGCUUCUGGUUGCAUACCUGGGACUCAUCUUCUGUAACCUGUCAGAAGGAACAUUUCAGCUCUCCCAGAAUCCUCGUUUCAUUGGGAUGAAUCCUGGAAGAAAAGUGUGCAUAUAUUGCAAGGUUUCGCCCAAAAAUCCCAAGGAUGCAAAUGUGAACUGGUACAAGGCACCUAAAUACAAAACUGAGGCGGAUAACAGGAACAAACUGCAGAUGUCAAAUUACAUUAAGAUAAUUAAUCAAACGAAUAUCUGUAUCACAUCUUUAACAAUAGAAGACAGCGGAGUGUACUUUUGUCAGAUUGACAACACUUGGGGACCGGGGACAGAGAUACAAGUGUCCCGACGCAUUCACUUUGAGGCGGCGCAAAGAAGGAGCAAUUUUAAAGAUGUUUUGAUCUUUGUCCAGGGAUCACUCUUAAUGUUGAUGAUUCUUGUCCCACUGCUACGUCGCCGAACCCUGGGGAAGAAGGAAGAGGCAAUUUAUGAGGAACCUGAACAUGAUCACAUCUAUGAGGGUCUGGCGAUAGAGCACUGUGGUGAUUUCUAUGAGGACAUCUCAGUGUAUGCCCAACAUGGGCCUGCAGAGGCUGCUGCAGCUUGGAAGCAGGAAUGAGCAGCUGGGAGGCUGAGCUUGGCACUCAUCUGACCUGUCAAUUACUGCAUCUCAAAGUCUAUCUGGGCCCGUGUUCAUAAAAGGUCUUAGAUUCUGACUGUAUACAGAAUCAGUUACAGUGGGGAGAACAAGUAUUUGAUACACUGGCGAUUUUGCAGGUUUUCUUACUUACAAAGCAUGUA